AUGCCUAGACCAAAGCCUAAAACUUAUGAUCGGCUAAACAAUUUUAUUAAAGAAUUCGGUGAAAUAAUAUUUUUGGCAGAUAACUCUGUUUUAUUUUGUAAAAUAUGUGACAUAAAAGUUAGUGCUGAGAAAAAAUUUACUGUUAUUCAACAUAUUAAAACAGCAAAACACAUCCAGGGUUUAAAUCGACUACAAUUGAAACCAACUAAAACUCAGCAACUUGUAUCCACGUCUUUCUCCAAGAAAAACGAUUUUAAUAGAGACUUAUGUAAAGCGAUGUUAUCAGCCAAUAUACCAUUGUAUAAACUGGAAAAUAAACAUUUUCGAGAAUUUUUGGAGCUAUACACUAAAAAAGAAAUACCGAAAGAAGCCACUCUCCGUAAAGGUUAUGUCGACGAUUUAUUUUUAGAAACAAUUGAAAAAAUUAAAAAUUGUGUUGAUGGAAAAAAAAUUUGGGUCUCGAUAGACGAAACCACUGACGCAGAAGGACGCUUUAUUGCCAACGUUAUAAUUGGAACUCUUACAGUAGACGAUCCGGGUAGUAUUUUUUUGUUGAAUUCGGAAAAGUUAGAAAAAUCAAACCAUUCGACCAUUUUUAAGCUUUUUGACCAAUCAAUGAACUUGCUCUGGCCACAAGGUGUGAAAUACAAUGAAGUGCUUUUAUUUGUAACCGAUGCCGCGCCUUACAUGAUUAAGGCCGACAAAGCGAUUCAAAAUUUGUACACUAAAAUAAUUCAUGUAACCUGCUUGGCACACGGGCUUCAUCAUGUUGCUGAAGAAAUAAGAAACCAGUAUAAAAACGUCGAUCAACUCGUAUCUAAUGUGAAAAAAACUUUUCUUAAGGCACCGUCACGUAUUCAAACAUUAAAAUCUGUUGCAUCUGAUAUUCCAUUACCUCCGCAACAAAUUUUAAUCAGGUGGGGUACUUGGAUUGAUGCUGCUUUAUAUUAUUGUAAAUAUUUUGAAAUUAUUAAACAAGUUAUUGAUAUGCUUGAUGAAAACGAUCCAGAAUCCAUAAAAAAAUGUAAGCAAAUUUUAAAAUCAAAUAAUUUGGAAGCAAAUUUAGCUUUUAUCAUGUCAAAUUAUGGAUUUAUUUCUACAUCUAUCACUCGACUUGAAACCAAAGGCAUGUCACUUACUAAAUCCAUUAAAAUAAUUAAAACUACAAAAGAAUCUAUACAUUCAGCAAAAGUUGGUGGAUGCGCUCAAGCUAAGGCUUGA
This is a messenger RNA of Sipha flava (yellow sugarcane aphid), 1221 nucleotides long. RefSeq lists its product as uncharacterized. Gene Ontology annotation, cellular component: nucleus. The transcript has 2 exons. The coding region runs from base 1 to 1221 and encodes 406 amino acids. NCBI's taxonomy places the organism in Eukaryota, Metazoa, Arthropoda, Insecta, Hemiptera, Aphididae. Gene Ontology annotation, molecular function: double-stranded DNA binding. The record is from RefSeq and is a predicted model, not a curated record. Gene Ontology annotation, biological process: regulation of transcription by RNA polymerase II.